UUAUAUUGGACGAGCACAGUGUAUCGUACGAUCGCCAACGCUUGCGGUGCGUGUUUCUGGAUUAUUGAAGCGCGCGCAUUUAGUACGGACGGAUUUGAAAUAGCCAUUGGUAUUCAAUUUUGUGAAGACUAUAGAAACAUUCUUCCACAUACAAGCAAACAUUUCCAUAUAACUCGAAAACUCGCACAGCUAUAAGUUAACUAUGGACCGUAAAGGAUUAAAUACAGCCUUCAUAAAUCCAUUCGGCCAACGUCCCUGGAUGGCAAAUUCCGGCGCAGCAGCACCUUCAGCGGGUAAUAAAGGUGUGAAGGGUAUUGUGGCUGGAGGCAUCACUGGCGGCAUUGAAAUUUGUAUUACCUUUCCCACCGAGUAUGUGAAGACACAAUUGCAGUUGGAUGAAAAGGGCGUUAACAAAAAGUACGAAGGCAUUGCCGACUGCGUGAAGAAGACUGUAAAAUCAAAUGGUUUCUUUGGCCUGUAUCGUGGCUUGAGUGUUCUGCUUUACGGCAGUAUCCCUAAAUCUGCAGCGCGAUUUGGCGCCUUCGAGUUCUUGCGUAGCAACAUGGCCGACUCCAAUAAUCAGCUCAGCAAUUCGGGCAAACUUUUGUGUGGUCUUGGUGCUGGUGUUUGUGAAGCGAUUUUGGCUGUCACACCCAUGGAAACCGUCAAGGUGAAGUUCAUUAACGAUCAGCGUAGCGCGAACCCACAAUUUCGCGGUUUCUUCCAUGGCGUCAGGACGAUCGUGCAGCAAGAAGGUAUUGGCGGCGUAUACAAAGGUCUCACACCCACCAUUCUUAAGCAAGGCUCGAAUCAAGCGAUACGCUUCUUCGUGAUGGAAUCGCUAAAGGAUCUUUACAAGGGUGGCGAUAAGGAUAAGAAUGUGCCCAAGCUGGUAGUGGGCGCAUUUGGUGCGGUAGCUGGUGCUGCCUCAGUGUUCGGCAAUACCCCACUCGACGUAGUGAAGACACGCAUGCAGGGUCUGGAGGCAGCCAAGUACAAGAAUACUGCGCAUUGCGCCUUGCAAAUUUGGCGUAAUGAGGGUGUGACAGCCUUCUACAAGGGCACAGUGCCACGACUGGGUCGUGUCUGUUUGGAUGUGGCCAUUACAUUUAUGAUCUACGAUUCAUUCAUGGAGCUCUUUAAUAAAGUUUGGAAAGCAUAGACAACGAACAAUUGCCAAUACUUGCGACAUUUGCAAAAUUAAAAAUAUGUACUUGUAAAACAACAAAAAGUCACCCACGCCCAUAUUUGCGCAAAUACGCCAUUAUACUCGUGCAUAGAUAUGUAGUUGUAAAUACAUAUGUACAUACUCGUAUGUAUAUGUAAGGAAAAAAUUGAAAAUUGUAUGUAUAGUAGAGACUUGAUAGAGUAGUGUGAAAUGUGAAUUGCAACAACACUAGUUGCUUGUAGAUUUGCAAGGCAAAGUGCAGAAAUUACCAACUAGUCAAUUGAUGCAGUUAAUGUACAUACGAGCACAUUCGAGGUUGUGUGUGUAACAAAUGAUAUGGAUGAUAUUAACGUACAGAACUUUGCAAUUAAAAAAUAGAAAGAGUUUACAUACAUACAUACAAAGAUUUAACUACAACGCAUUAGAAUGGAAUAUGAGCCAAACUUAUGUGAAUGAACGCAGAUCAAUUUAAAGAAAACGAAUUUUACCAUAAUUUGAAAUGUAGCAUAAAUAUGUGUAUCGCAUUUAUUGUUCCUUUGUGCGCUAAUUUACAUACAAACAUAUUUACAAAAAGCAUGAAAGCACUUAUACUUGGUUACUUGAAACAUUCUAGUAAUUUUUAGAAAUCUAUUUGUGUACAUAUGAUGGUAUAGUUGAAUGCAUUUGUAUAUCAAACAUAUAUUUAUAUACAUAGUGUAAACUUGAUUGAAGACGCAUUUACUUAAAAACCUGUAAAACAAAUUACAUAAACGUACAUGUUGUUAAAUGUAAAAAUUG
Molecule: messenger RNA, 1945 nt
Organism: Anastrepha ludens (Mexican fruit fly)
Lineage: Eukaryota; Metazoa; Arthropoda; Insecta; Diptera; Tephritidae
Product: putative tricarboxylate transport protein, mitochondrial
Exons: 5
Coding region: 203-1162 (319 amino acids)
Biological process (GO): mitochondrial citrate transmembrane transport
Source: RefSeq, a predicted model, not a curated record